Theobroma cacao (cacao) is the source of this 1287-nucleotide messenger RNA. RefSeq names its product CLAVATA3/ESR-RELATED 10 (gene CLE10). Lineage: Eukaryota; Viridiplantae; Streptophyta; Magnoliopsida; Malvales; Malvaceae. The record is from RefSeq and is a predicted model, not a curated record.
CUCCCUUAUCUAGCUUGUUUUCCCUGGUCAAUUAUAUCUUUUCAUGUGCGUCUUGCUUUGCAUUAAAGCCCUCCCUCCCAUCACCAUCUUUCCUUCUCUCAUCUCACUUCCCCUGUCGACAAUCAGGUUUUAUCUCUCUUCCGGCCUCCCAUUCCCAUAUCUCACGAAACCGAAGAAGGAAAACAACAAGAACCAACGCCGCCCCGAUGACUUGUUACCGCCUUUUGAUCUUUAUAUUUCUCCUCCUCCUCCUCCUCAAACCCUGCACCCCAACUUUGCCGCGGACCUCUCCAAGAAACCGCUUGAACCACCAGGUCCACCGCCACAAGGCCGCCAACUACUACCGUUCUUGUGAUUCUUUCUCCCGUACACAGCAACGGUCUCUUUGUUUUCAGCUUCAAAGAAUCCACAAAAUCCAGCCUAAUUUCUUGCCAUCAUCAUUUCCGCAGCCAAUACCACCACCGCCACCAUCCGAACUCAAUGAAAUCGAUCCAAGAUACGGUGUGGAGAAGAGACUUGUCCCCUCAGGGCCCAACCCUCUUCACAACUGAUCCUAGCUCCACUCAUCAUCCCUCUCAUUCACCACCGCUUUGUCCAUACACCAUCUUUUCUACCUAGUAACCUAUAUUCUCCCCAAGAUUUUGCCUUUCUUUGCAAUUCUUGUUGCCUUUCCUGCAUGGAGCUUCACACGCAGCUGCCCUUUUUUUUUUCAUUCUCAUUUCCUCCAUUGGAUAGCGAUGGGAAAACAGAAGAUGUCAAUUCAGCGGCAGCCAGCAGUUAUUGCCAAGGAAAAGAACCCAGGCGGCGGCGCCUAGGCUGCUGUGAUCGAUGCUCAGAUUUAGUAAUAUUAUUAGACAUUAGCUAAUUUCUUGUUCUGUCUUUCACUGUUCUCGUUACAAGACGAUUGCCAUUUCCAUACUUGUUUUUGGAUUUCUAUCCUAUAUAUUUUGGGGGGACCAAGGCAGCAAAAACAAGCAAGGAAAUGGCGUACCGUUGCUUUUGUUUUAGUUAGUAUAUGGUUCAAAUGAAGGGGAAGGAUCGAAGGAUAGGGGGGGAGUUGGGAUUCAAGAGAAACCCAUGAGUUUCAUUAAUGGACCUUGGAACUACGAAGGAGAUAAUAUUGGUAGCCGUCGGACAAGAUGACCUCUCUUUUUGUGGAGUAUAGCUUUGGUAAUAAAUACCUUGAUGCUGUCAUGUGUUUGUAUAACUUGCUUCAAUCUAUUACUUAUAUCUAUGCUUUUUAAUUUUGCUUGCUAGGGGUUUAAUUAUAUACAUUUUUCUUGUGAA